Messenger RNA from Eimeria necatrix, 1017 nucleotides. Its product is annotated as peroxisomal membrane protein, putative. NCBI's taxonomy places the organism in Eukaryota, Apicomplexa, Conoidasida, Eucoccidiorida, Eimeriidae. The record is from RefSeq and is a predicted model, not a curated record. The coding region runs from base 1 to 1017 and encodes 338 amino acids. The transcript has 5 exons. Gene Ontology annotation, biological process: transmembrane transport; nucleotide transport.
AUGACGCGCCGUGAUUUGCCGAGAAUAGCGGAGGUACAGGAUAUAGAGGUCAUGGAUGACGAUGCCGAAGAUCUUCCAGUAUUUGUGUCCCCCAUUCCAAUACACCCGACCUCCACGCUGACCCGCGUUUCAACAAUAAGUGAAGGACUUGCCUCUCCUGGCGCUGAAGCCCUGUUUCCCUCGUGGAAGCGACAGCUGCGCCGCUCCAGGUCAAGCGAAGCAAAACAGCACGCUUCUUAUCUGCUUCAUCCUGUUUCCCAGAAGAGCAACCUUCUAGAACAAUUCGGGGGCAAUGACCUGGGCGGCCAGUGGAUGACCCCGAGAAUUGGCGCUGCUAGCAGAUUCAACCGCACAGAUGAAGCUGCAAGUGCAGCUGCAGUGGCCGCUGCAGUUGCCGCAAACACACCUCCGAAGAUAGGUGACGUAACGCAUGCAUUUCUGCACACGUUGGCUGGAGCAGCGGGGGCCGUCGUGGCGAUGGGAGUCGUUUACCCUUUGGACUCCCUUCGCACCAUCCAGUCAGUCCGAGGAGGGACUGUGUGGGAAGUUGCUAACCUCCACUUGCAUCAUGGCGGCUGGAGGCGCUUGUAUAGGGGGAUGAGAGCUGCACUCGCAGGAGUCAUCUUCAGCUGGGGCACAUACUUUUUCGUUUACACGUUAGCGAAACAAAAGGAGAAGAACCGAGGAACGAAGCCCAGAACUGGCACGAAUCUCCCCAUGGCGAUUGGUGCAGGAAUAUGCUCUACAGUCAUUAGCAAUCCAUUCUGGGUGGCCAACACUCGGCUGAAGGUUGACUUUUCCACUAGGGCUAAAGAGCAAGGUAUUUUCAAGAUGCUGGUUGAAAUUUUUCGAGAAGAAGGACUUCGCGGAUGGCUUGCUGGAAUUGUACCAGCGCUGGUUUUGGUUCUGAACCCAGCUAUUCAGUUUGCUCUCUAUGACCACUUGAGACUGAAAGUAUUGCAACUCAAACAGAUGGCGCAUGAACUCACCAGUGUCCUCGUCAAAUUCACUCAGUAG